AAGUUUGUUUCUGUUGGAACUGGCCGAACCUAUGUCUUUGCCUCAUCCCUCAUUUGGUGAAGAGUGAACCCUAAUCUCCAUAUACCACAGUUGCUACCCACUGUACACCUCUGCCAAUGCUAUGUCAUGAUGCUCAUUAUUGUCCAAACUCUGUCCAUCAUGCUAUUGAACGCCCAGAAUGCAUGCACAAUGCAAGUUGCCUCUGCUCAUAGCUUAACACUAUCCAUGCUGCUCACUUGAAUCUUACAUGUCACGUGUUCCACCCCCUUAUUUUGAACCUAUCAUGAUAACCUGGAUUAUCAUGACUUUCUUUCCAAUCCUUAAAAACAUUAGGUUAGCUCAAAUUGUAAGAGUUAGGGGACAUAAGGGUGGGUGAGAUGAAUGGUGAAGGGUCCCGAGUUCGAACCCUGAGGAGAAACUAAUUUACUAACAUUAUUAACCACUAACAUUUUCCUAUAAAAAAAGUUAGGGUAGAAAUGAAACAUAUCAGGAACAUUAAAUUAAUAAAGCAUCCAUCAACACUUUAAGAACAAGAUUCUUACUCUUAUUUCUCUGCCUUCAUUGCGGUGCUGCAGCCACCAUACUAGAGCAUCUUCAAAAUGGAGUGAGAAUCAGAAUAGAAAAUAAUGGAACUCAAAAGUAAAGGGUAGAAGUGACAACAUCACAGAGAAUAUAUUCUCGCUGACAUCUAAAUAAACAGAGCCAUGGAUUCCCAAAGUGGACAAAUGAAGCAAUAUUUACACCCCAAGUAAUAAAAGAAUAUUUGUAUGAUCAAUUGAGGAGGAAGGGGAACCCAAGUGCUGAAACAUGAGCAAUUUCACACCUUUGCCAGGGCGUUGGAGGAGAGGUGUUAGAGCCUAUGAUGCUCACACAACCAACACCAGUGAAUCCAACGAAGUGCUUGUGUAUUAUAGAUCUCACUCUACAAGGGUCAACCAGGAUGAGAGGAGUUCAGGUGUACUAGAUCCACUGCAGUGGUGGGAAGUCAGAACUCCUACAAGACACUACACUUUACCAAAUUUUCCAGCACAGCAACACAGCCACAGCAGGCAACAAACCAAUGUUCCCAAUGGGGACAUGGGAAGAGGCUUCAACCCUAGGCUAAGACAGAUUAUCCAGCAGCCACAUUCAAGAUCCACACUCCAAACAAGCAUACAAGCUCCCCAAGUGGAAGAAAACAGCAAACCAACAGCUUUGAGCAAGCUUAAGAAAGUGAUUUACAAUAACAACACUACCCCAAAGAGUUUAGCUAGGAGAGUGAGCUUAUACUAUAGAGAUAAUUCCAAUGCUUUGAAAGAGAGGGUGAAAGAAAAUGAUGAAGAUGGCAAGAGGUGUGCUGUUUGCUUGGAAGAUUUUGAACCCAAAGAAGAGGUGAUGCUCACUCCAUGCAACCACAUGUUUCAUGAGGACUGCAUAAUGCCUUGGUUAACAAGUAAAGGCCAGUGCCCAGUCUGUAGGUUUGUGAUUUGGGAGAGGGUGAACAACAACACUUCAUCAUCUUUCAACAGGAAUAAUGAUAUUGUUGCCAAUUUGGAACCUGGUGACCUGAUUGGUGGAGAGCUUUUGUCAAUUCUGAGGGCCAUGGAAGUGGCUUUUCACUUGGGGAGCAUAAAUUACACAUAAGAGUUUUACUAAAAUUAGUCUGCAUCGCAUCAUUAGUAAGAAUUUGCUUAAAGUUGGGGUGAAGGUUUGAUUUAAAAGUUUUUAUCAUGUAAUGUAAAUCUUGAUAGGCGGGGCUUAUGAGUUAUGCAAGCGACAUUGGCAAAAUGAUCAGAGUAAAAAUCAUGUAAUAACCAAUAUUAAGUGUAGUAACUUAAUAUUUUGUCCAUCCUUAUAAUUUUGGAGAUCCCAAAUGUAGUUCAACCAGUAAAAAGAAAGAGAAGUAUUAAAAAUUGUUAAAGUGAAUGUUGAAAACAUUUCUCAAAUAACUAUACCA
Lotus japonicus is the source of this 1936-nucleotide messenger RNA. RefSeq names its product E3 ubiquitin-protein ligase RING1-like. Lineage: Eukaryota; Viridiplantae; Streptophyta; Magnoliopsida; Fabales; Fabaceae. The transcript has 3 exons. The record is from RefSeq and is a predicted model, not a curated record. The coding region runs from base 808 to 1623 and encodes 271 amino acids. Gene Ontology annotation, biological process: ubiquitin-dependent protein catabolic process. Gene Ontology annotation, molecular function: zinc ion binding; ubiquitin protein ligase activity.